CACUUGCUUAAUGACAGUGUCAUGUCAUACUACAGAACGGUGUUAAAGAAAAGGCAGAAACAGACAGCCUUACACCAGUUUUUAGCUCUGAAAAGAAUGAAACCUAGUGAGCCAGAAGCAGGUCCUAGUGGGCUACAGACUCUCGUAAGGAGAGAAAGGACACCAGAGAGCCAAAGUCCUGAUGCUCUUAUGGAAGGUGUCGCUCCUUCCAAACAAUAACCACCUUCCAUUUCAUCCUUCCUACCUGCAAGCCAAAGUUGUCGACUUAAAUGGUUUUGUCCUUGGAGCACGGGAGCCCAGUGCCGGCCGCCCCUGGGACCCACACUGUAUGCAGCCUCCGCGAUCUGCCGAUCUGCAGCCGCAGGCUGAGGCCCCUGAUCAGUGGGGCAAGUCCAGACACCAUAAGCAGCUCAGCCCAUUCCAAGUACCCGGCCAUCAAGGCCCUGAUGCGGCCGGACCCGAAGCUCAAGUGGGUGGUGCUGGGGCUGGUGCUGGUGCAGCUGCUGGCCUGCUGGCUAGUGCGAGGCCUGGCGUGGCGCUGGCUCCUGUUCUGGGCCUACGCCUUCGGCGGCUGCGUGAACCAUUCGCUGACGCUGGCCAUCCACGACAUCUCCCACAACACCGCCUUCGGCACGGGCUACGCCUCCCGCAACCGCUGGUUCGCCAUCUUCGCCAACCUGCCCGUGGGCUUGCCCUACGCCUCCUCCUUCAAGAAAUACCACGUGGACCACCACCGCUACCUGGGGGGCGACGGGUUGGACGUGGAUGUGCCCACACGGCUGGAGGGCUGGCUCUUCUGCACGCCAGCCCGCAAGCUGCUCUGGCUGGCACUGCAGCCCUUAUUCUACUCGCUGCGGCCGCUCUGCGUGCACCCCAAGGCCAUCACCCGCAUGGAGGUGCUUAAUACCCUGGUGCAGCUGGCUGCGGACCUCACCAUCUUCGCCCUCUGGGGCAUCAAGCCUGUGGCCUACCUGUUGGCCAGCUCUCUGCUGGGCCUGGGCCUGCACCCCAUCUCGGGCCACUUUGUGGCCGAGCACUACAUGUUCAGCAAGGGCCACGAGACCUACUCCUACUAUGGCCCCCUCAACUGGAUCACCUUCAACGUGGGCUACCACAUGGAACACCACGACUUCCCCAGCAUCCCAGGCUGCAACCUGCCCCUGGUGCGGAAGAUUGCACCCGAGUACUACGACCACCUGCCACAGCACCACUCGUGGGUGAAGGUGCUCUGGGACUUCGUGUUCGAGGACUCCCUGGGGCCCUAUGCCAGGGUGAAGCGUGUGUGCAAGCUGGCCCAGGACUGCCUCUGAGCCGGCCGCUGACCCUGGGGUGGACACACUUCCUGCUGCAUCGCUCACUGCCAUCUCCUGCCCUCUGAGCCGUGCUUCAGAAAGCUCAGCCGGCCUGACCCCUGAACUGCAGCUUUGGGCCCUGCUGAACCCCGGCUGGUGUCUGUGGUCCCAGGCCGCAGCGGAGCAGCCUGGCCUGCAUGUGGUCUCCAUGGGUCACCUGCCAGCCUGAACGCUCCGUGCCUGUCUCUGUGCAGCUAGUUUGUCAGUGUUCUCAGGCCUAUAAAUUAAACCAAGGUUGUUUUCA
This is a messenger RNA of Fukomys damarensis (Damara mole-rat), 1596 nucleotides long. RefSeq names its product delta 4-desaturase, sphingolipid 2 (gene Degs2). Gene Ontology annotation, cellular component: membrane. Bases 270 to 1310 code for a protein of 346 amino acids. The transcript is spliced from 4 exons. Gene Ontology annotation, biological process: sphinganine metabolic process; ceramide biosynthetic process. The record is from RefSeq and is a predicted model, not a curated record. NCBI's taxonomy places the organism in Eukaryota, Metazoa, Chordata, Mammalia, Rodentia, Bathyergidae. Gene Ontology annotation, molecular function: sphingolipid delta-4 desaturase activity.